AUGCAUCGUACUAGCCCAGUUCCGAUUUUUGUCCAAUCCUCUCAUCAAACCCCUCCUCCCAUCAUUGCCCGGCCACGGCCUCGAUUUUGCAUCCUGCGUCCUGGAGGCUUUUGGACCCCUCUGAUCCCACUUGACGAGUUGCCUUCUUGGAUAGAAGUUUGCAACUGGACCCCGGACAUAUAUAUGGGGAUGUACCCGGCGUCAAUGACCUUCAUACCACGAGAAGGGGAAUAUGACAUUCUCUGUCAUCACUGCUCGCACCGUGUCGACUCACUCCACCAGAGUGUCUCAGAACGAGGACCCUCUUCUGUGGCCGCCAGUCGUGCCGCCUCGGCCAAAGAUUGUGCUGAGCCACACUUCUCGCCAAACGCCUACCACAGUGAUGCUAUUUCCUUGCCGACGGUGCUCCAUCAUAGUUCCACAGAGCGUUUUUUGGAGCAGCCUCCUUUUAAUGCGAUGCUCCAGACUCCUUUUGUUGGCAUGUGUGUGGUCGACAUGAACUCGCCGUAUCCGGAUAUUUCUCAAGACCCUGUUGGGCCAAAACGACGUAUGAGCAUUGAGAACUCAAUUCCUCCUCAAAUCUUUGGUGCAGUCGGCAUUGGCAGCCCUUCUCUGUCCGCUGGCAGCUCGGCGAACUCCCGCAGGCCAGAUACCCCUUGUCCACAUGCACAUGAUCCUGGAUCGUUUGGCAAGCCCAAGCGCGUUGAAUCCUUGCGAAACGAAAGCGUUGUAUCAAUGCAAAGUGGCAGCGUUGCGUCCACUCGAUCUCUCACGGUUGCUGCCAUCGAGCAAAUGAGGAGGAUGCGAAGAAGAAAGCUCUCUCGUGAAAGCAGUUUGCACGCCAGCAUCAGUGUUGCGGAAGCAACGAAUCUCUCUCAAGUCUCAGGCUCAAGGAUUUCAAAGAUUUCGAAAGUCUCGAAGGUUUCGAAGGUUUCAAAGAUUUCCUUUAUCCGUAUUCUCUCGAAGCGUCAUCGAAAGGUUAUACUACGCCGUCGACGCGCGGAAGAAAGGAAAUCCCGCAAAGCCCAGUCGGCUGUCUCAGUAGAGGCGCUGAAGACGAAGCCCGAGCAACCGAAUUCCGCCACCAAGAGACGAGAUCGUCGCGAGCGCAUGAUGCAACGCAGGAAGCAAUCUGACCGGGGCAAGCAACCUUAUCGAAACAUGAUGCGGAUUCCCAAUUGGAGCCCGGGUAUGUGCAAGCACUAA
This is a messenger RNA of Penicillium griseofulvum, 1206 nucleotides long. RefSeq lists its product as uncharacterized. The coding region runs from base 1 to 1206 and encodes 401 amino acids. The transcript has a single exon. NCBI's taxonomy places the organism in Eukaryota, Fungi, Ascomycota, Eurotiomycetes, Eurotiales, Aspergillaceae. The record is from RefSeq and is a predicted model, not a curated record.